Messenger RNA from Desarmillaria tabescens, 945 nucleotides. Its product is annotated as kinase-like domain-containing protein. The record is from RefSeq and is a predicted model, not a curated record. The transcript is spliced from 2 exons. Bases 1 to 945 code for a protein of 314 amino acids. Lineage: Eukaryota; Fungi; Basidiomycota; Agaricomycetes; Agaricales; Physalacriaceae.
AUGAUCUUGCAACUGCUCCAUGUGUUCCUGUAUAAGGUCGCUACAGCUGCUGCCGACGGUUGGAGUGCCCUUUUCCAAUCUUGUCCAGUGAAAUCUCAACCAAAAGAUUGUGAUAUCGACGGGCUUGAUGACCAGCAAAUAUAUGACCUGUGUCUGAGUCUUCCCUCUGAAGCGUGGAUUUCUACAGAGACUGGGGAGGAUUGCCCUGCGCGAAUUAGCCUGGAUGUCAUUGGCAAGCGGAUAUAUGACCGUCCGGCACCAGGUUCUCCGCCUGAGGCACUGGCCCAGGAACUAGUUCGCAAUAGCACGAAUAUUCCUGUCCCCGCGAUCCGUCGAGUUAUUCCCCACGAAAAAGGUUGCGCCCUCAUUGUCAUGGACUACAUCCCGGGAGUCAGCCUAUCAGCCGCUUGGCCCCGCAUGUCGUUGUGGCAGAAAAUACGUACCGCAUUGACGGUGCGACGCUACGUCCGCCAACUACGGUCCAUUCCUCAUCCCCGACCUGGUAUUCCCGGCCCCUUGGCCGAAGGGGGUGUGCCUGUACCUUGCAUCUCCCCCGCCAUAUUUUCUUUCAUGAGACCAGUUCGGGGCCCCUUCACCACCACUGCCGAGUUCCUCGCGUACUUCAACACUGCACCCAAAUUUGGCCCGGGUCUGCGUUUGCUCCCUCUGCCGAGGAAACCUACGUUGACGGAUGAGAAGCUCGUGUUGAGCCAUGCGGAUUUGGCGCCACGGAAUCUGAUCGUAGGUGAUGACGGUCAGCUGUGGUUGAUAGACUUUGGUCACGCCGGUUUCUAUCCGAUAUGGUUCGAAUAUGUGAACACGAGCAUGGACGCACGGUUGGAGAGCGGAAGGGAAUACGACCUGGCGUGGCGUACUCUUAUCCCUUUCAUCUGUGAUCCUUACUAUUAUGUCCUAGAGUACAUUCAGUCCGUGUAUCUGCGUUAG